This is a messenger RNA of Sorex araneus (European shrew), 2601 nucleotides long. RefSeq names its product keratinocyte differentiation factor 1 (gene KDF1). Gene Ontology annotation, biological process: regulation of epidermal cell division; keratinocyte development. Gene Ontology annotation, cellular component: cell junction. Bases 183 to 1379 code for a protein of 398 amino acids. Lineage: Eukaryota; Metazoa; Chordata; Mammalia; Eulipotyphla; Soricidae. The record is from RefSeq and is a predicted model, not a curated record. The transcript is spliced from 4 exons.
GGCGGCUCACCUGGCGGGACAGGUAAGCCCCGCGCGGGCCCGAGAGGACGCGAUCCUGGGCGGCACCGGUGUGGAGAGACCCUCGAGGCAACGCGCCGGCGGCGGGGCGUCCCGCGACAGGUUCCUCGGGGACCACCCUCCCACUUCCGGGGUGUCUGGCUGCAGCAAACCAUGCAGUGAGCAUGCCCCGCCCAGGAGCCCCCCGCCCAUCCUCUGGGCCCCCACGCCUUGGCCCCUGGGAUCAUCCAUCAGAGCUAUGCCUGGAGACGUAUGAUGAGCCAUCCAGGCCCCCACCAAGCCGUCGGACCCGGAGGCCAGACCCCAAGGACCCUGGUCACCAUGGGCCAGAGAGCCUCACCUUCAUCUCGGGCUCUGCUGAGGCGGCGGCCGAGCCCCCCGCCUGCUGCCUGCUCUGGCGCCCCUGGGUGUGGGACUGGUGCCGUGCUGCCUUCUGCUUCCGCCGCUGCCGGGGAUGCCUCCAGCGCUGCGGAGCUUGUGUGCGGGGUGGCAGCCCCUGCUUGUCCCCUGGGGACUCCGCUGAGGGGGCCACUGAAGCCAGCUGGGCCAAGGAGCACAAUGGAGUGCCCCCCAGCCCUGACCGGGCCCCACCAAGCCGACGGGAUGGCCAGCGACUCAAGUCCACCAUGGGAAGCAGCUUCAGCUACCCUGACGUCAAGCUCAAAGGCAUCCCUGUCUACCCCUAUGGCAACGCCACCUCCCGGGCCCCAGACUCGGACUCCUGCUGCAAGGAGCACCUAGCCGAGCCCCCCACCCUGCGGCACAGCCUGCCCAGCACCCUGGCCAGCAGCCCACGCGGCUCGGAGGAGUACUACUCUUUCCAUGAGUCGGACCUGGACCUACCUGACAUUGGUAGCGGCUCCAUGUCGAGCCGGGAGAUCGACGUGCUCAUCUUCAAGAAGCUAACGGAGCUGUUCAGUGUGCACCAGAUCGAUGAGCUGGCCAAGUGCACAUCAGACACCGUGUUUCUGGAGAAGACCAGUAAAAUCUCGGACCUUAUCAGCAGCAUCACCCAGGACUACCACCUGGACGAGCAGGAUGCCGAGGGCCGCCUGGUCCGAGGCAUCAUUCGCAUCAGCACCCGGAAGAGCCGAGCCCGUCCGCAGACGGCAGAAGGGCGUUCAAGCCGAGCCACUGCACCAGCUGCUGCCGCCCCCGAUAGUGGCCACGAAACCAUGGUGGGCUCGGGGCUGAGCCAGGAUGAACUGACAGUGCAGAUCUCCCAGGAGACAACAGCAGAUGCCAUCGCCCGGAAGUUGAGGCCUUAUGGAACCCCAGGAUACCCAGCCAGCCACGACUCGUCCUUCCAGGGCACCGACACAGACUCAUCCGGGGCACCCCUGCUCCAGGUGUACUGCUGACCUCUGCUGCUCCCAGCUGCCACUCAUGAGCGGAGCGUCUUCAGAAUGAAGAGGGGACCAGGCCCUGGGCUCUGGGAGGCAGGGCCAUGAACCCAGACGCAGUGCUCACUCUGGCUCCUUCUGCCUGGCUGACUGGUUCCCAGACCACGUGCAUUUCACUGGGCCACAGUGCCCACCAUCCCACCCCAACCCCCAAAUGGCCUGACCCCUGCCUGGGCCUUCCCUUCCUGUCCAGUCUUUGGCCAGUCUGGGGCUUGGAAAGCAGUUACUCUCCGGAUUGAAUCCUCACUCCAUCCCCCAAAAACUCCUCUAACAGAUCAUGCACACUCCCCCUGCCCAGGACAGGUACAACGCGGUUCGUCUGAAUUCCGUUGGGGCGGGCAGGGCCUGAGACUCUGGGCAGUGCCCAUCCAUACCAUGUUGAGCUAUUGGUUGCUGGCUGAUGUCCUGUAUGUCACAGUUGGAAGAACAAAGGUAAACGUUUGGUCAUCUUGCGGUGACACUAUCCGUUCGUCCCAUUUGUCUGAGUCCUACCCGAAUAGGGGGCACAGAAGAGCGUCUGGCUUCUGUGGUGUUCAGUCACGGGAGACGGGGAGCAAUGCUGCCCUCUCAGAUUCAUGUUUAUGAACUUAUGUUCCAGGACGUACAUGUCUGUCUGUACCUGAGAGUCUGAACGAGUGGUCAUGGUUGACAAGCUUCUUCCAGGCAGGCCUCCCUGGGUUCCCCAGCCUGCCCCCACCCACUGCCAAAAGGCCAGCCUGCAUUUGUCAGCCCUCCGCAGUGCUGAAGGAGACCCACGGCCUUUCCAACACCCUGGAGGCGCCAUCUCUCCCCAGGAGGUGCAGUGGGUCCUACAGCGAGGACUUCUGGGGCCUGGAAAGUGGCCUCUGAAAUGUUUUUGUCCCCAUACUGGAAAGUUGAUCUGCUUGGGAGAGAAUGAGGGUCCCAGCAGAGCCCGCAGAAGACCCCACAUUCCCCCCCAGAGGGGUCCCUGAGACCUUCAGCAGUAAGGGCAAGCCUCUAAGUCCAUGAUGAACAGACCCAGCAUCUCCUGACCAGGGCCUUUUCAUUUGUCCCGUGAACACCCUUAGAAAGAAACUUGUCUGUCCCGCUUCCUACCAGAGAACAGAACAAGAUGGUGUGGGCUCUGAACACAGGAACAAGUUCCAGUACAAAAACUGGCCCUGCUGUCUGAGCUGGGCCAAGGCCUCGCCAAGACUGA